AGUUUUACCCGCCCUCCUACGACCUGCGAAGUUCGUCGGAGCUGGAGCUAUCAAAUGCAAAUAUGCCUGGGUCUGGAAGAGCGCCCUUGUUUGUCAUGCAUCUUUUGGAUUACGCAAAGAAAUGUAAUGCACGCAAAAGCAUUACAGGAACAGGUUUGCACAGGCCUUCUGGUAUCUACUUAUCCUGCAUGAGAAAUUCUCAAUUUGCGUAGCACGAAAUGCUGGGCAGCUUUUGGCGAUCAUGCAAUACAACUUUUUGCCUAUUCCAUAAUCCGCAUCACAAGUUCCAACCUUCCAGACCCAGACAUAUUUGCAAUGCAUAGGAGGCCUUCUUCUGCGACGCGUUCUUUCACCGAUUGGUAUCGUAUCCUGCGCAAAAGUAUCGUACUCGUACUAAUCGCAGCCAUGCAAGACAAAUUUCUUUUUCGAGCUAAAAUCAGCAUGAGAAAUUCCAUUUGUCAUGCUGAGCUAAUUUGUAUUGCAAUACUACGAGUACGAUACUUUUGCAGUUCAUAUGUCGCAGAGACACACGCUAUCAAAAUGAAAAAAGCCCCCACCCCAUAUUCAAAAAGAACAAAUUUCUGUUGCUGGAUAAUUUCCGUAUACAAAUCGGCACUGUUUUGCAGAUAUAAAAUCUACUACUUGGCGGGAUUUUCUAUGCCUGUCUGGGUUGUAUCAUGCAGGAGGCUAGCAAUUAGGCAUCUUGAACAUAAUUGCAGUAGAUAGUCGAAAGUGCAUGUUCUUGACAGACUGGCUGUGGAAUGCGCCGCAUGGCUUCCAUUUUUACCCUAUAGGCGAGAUGACAGAGCUGAUUUGUGGCCACAAAUCAGCAUCAGAGGUCUCCACUUUGAGUAUGGGGAGGGGGGAUUUACUUUCCUUUUGAUACGCGAAGGCCUGCAAGCGGGUGAUGCGCCGGCUGAUGGAGAAAAGGCAGAAGCUCAUCCUUGCGGAAUUGGUGAACUACUUGAAAACCUGCAACAGGUCCGGGAGCGCGAGUCCGCCUUCGAAGACGAAGUUGGCGCAACUGCAGGCCUUAGUAGAGGAGGACGCCGGAUUGGCAGACUUGGCAAAUUGGUUCGAGAAACAAACCUGCACAACGGCCCGCAGCGCUACUAACGAAGAGACAUCAUCAAAAGCAAACAGUACUUCUGCACAACCCGCAGAGCUGCAGCCAGCAGCCAUAAUAACCUACAGAGAAAGGGAGGUGAUCGGGAAAUUUUUGGAGAAGAAUAACUUUGCGCCACUAGGCGGUGGAAACUACAGUGCAUCCACUGCGACAUCCUCGAAUUCAUCUGUGGUGGAUAGCAGUAGUUCGUCUGCCCAGCAGGCAGACGGCCAGAGUAGUAGCGCGGUUGGGUCCAGUAGUUGUAGCAAUAGCAAUCUCAGUACUAGUUGUACUAACGCG
Amoebophrya sp. A120 is the source of this 1405-nucleotide messenger RNA. Lineage: Eukaryota; Dinophyceae; Syndiniales; Amoebophryaceae. The record is from the annotation of a GenBank genome assembly.